CAACUUUGCCUCAGGGAUACUGUGCUCCAGAGCAAAUGUAAACAUUGAUUCUCUAAUUAAGCACUCAUAGAAGUCAAAUCCGACCAAUCAGACGAACGGGAACCCCUCCAGGCACGACCGAAGGCGGACGUCAUUUCUGCGGCGGAAUACCGUCGACCGCAGUCAACAGCAUCGAGACAAUAGAUACUCUGAGAAAUGGGAUGAUAAAUAGCUCUGAGGCUGCUUCGCAUACACUUACCUUGGCUAACUCAGCUCACCCAGAUCACCUUUCGCUCGCCCUUUGGAUAUUGCGUUGUCCGUGAUCGUCGACAAUCUCCAACAGCUUCCCCGCGUUGAAGAAAGAAAAUAAUUACGUGCAACAAGACGAUAUGGCUACCUUUACUGAGCAGCCCUUCUACGGCGGCGCGAUUCAGGGCAUCAUCCCCGAAGGCUGGGUAGACGGAAGCUCCCUCCGCGAAAUCCCAGACCACCAAGAACUCUUCCUCUCCCCCUCCACCCUCUCCAGCUUCAUCGUCGAAGUCAACCAGCGCGUCACACAAGAGCAGGCCUUAUCAACGCUAGACACGCAGGCCGCCGUUCGCGGCGGCAUCCCCGCCACCCACGAGACAAUCGACAAAGCAGCCGUCAUGUACCACCUGCGCGACCUGUGCGACGAAGACGACACCCUGCAGGUGAUCAUCCCCGCGACAGCCGUAACUCCAGCCAAGAUCCCUGCCUCUGCGCGUGCGCAUGCGUACAAAGGCGUCGUGCAGAUGACGACGCCUAAGCGGCAGCGGAGGGAUACCAAUACGGGGAGGAUUCCUGUUUCGGUUGGGGGUGCGGCGGCGGGAUCUAGUGCGGACGGGCCGCAGACGUCGCGUGUGACGGUGCAUUAUCUGCUUGUGCGGUUGGAAGCGCAGGAGUCAGAUCUGCUCGUUUUCUUUAAUGUGCCGCAUGAUGAGUUUGAUUUGUCUGGGGAUCCGAGGGGUUUGUCGAAGGAGGAGGAGGUGGCUACUGAGGCUAUUGAUCGGUUGGUGCAGACUUUGGAGAUUAGGGACUGGGGAUUGUUUGCUUAGGACUGGUCUUUGGUUGCAGAAGAGCUAGGGAAGCGCUUACAGUCUGGAAACCUGGUGUCACACUCUUUGAUUUAUUGCUUCAGGAACCCCCUUACUAGCACAACUAGCCCACACCAAGAAUGGUUAUAGAAUAUCAAUAUAAUUAAUUCACGAGCG
Messenger RNA from Aspergillus novofumigatus IBT 16806, 1211 nucleotides. RefSeq names its product Ran GTPase-binding protein MOG1 (gene mog1). The record is from RefSeq and is a predicted model, not a curated record. Gene Ontology annotation, cellular component: nucleus. Gene Ontology annotation, biological process: protein import into nucleus. The transcript has 2 exons. Bases 369 to 1055 code for a protein of 228 amino acids. Gene Ontology annotation, molecular function: small GTPase binding; guanyl-nucleotide exchange factor activity. Lineage: Eukaryota; Fungi; Ascomycota; Eurotiomycetes; Eurotiales; Aspergillaceae.